Vitis riparia (riverbank grape) is the source of this 649-nucleotide messenger RNA. RefSeq lists its product as uncharacterized. The record is from RefSeq and is a predicted model, not a curated record. The transcript is spliced from 3 exons. NCBI's taxonomy places the organism in Eukaryota, Viridiplantae, Streptophyta, Magnoliopsida, Vitales, Vitaceae. Bases 55 to 492 code for a protein of 145 amino acids.
CUCCUUGCCUUUUUUGGAACAUAAGACGUUUGUUUCCCGGGGAAGUGCUGGAAAAUGGCUGCUACCGAAGAACCAAUCAUCUGUAAGCUGGACCGUCUUGAUAACAUCUUGAGGCAAUUGGAGGAAAUUAGAGGGUGUAGCAGGUCCUCAAAGAGCUCAUGUACAUCCACACCAUCAAGUGGGGCCCUCACCAGUGAUGGACAAACCUCGUCCGUUGAUCUCUCCCCAAAAAGCCUAGAGAAGCACCACUGCCGUCCGAUUGCAGAUGUGAGGACGGAGACUGAGGUCAAAGGAUCUCUGAUGGAGAGGCUAGUUCAAGUAGAGGUUCGUCUCCUAAAGCUGUGUUUGCAGGUGGAGGAAGAGUUGGAAGAAGAGAAGAGGAGAGAAGAGAAGGCCCGUUCAAAGGCCCAUAAGAAGGGCCUAAAGCAGUUUGUGAAAUCUUGUGUUAAAGGCGGUAUUGAAUCACCCAAAGCCCAUUCUCAGGCCCAAUAGGGUUUGUAUUGGGCCAGCUUGAUGUGGAAAUUGGGCCGUGGCUCAUCUCCACUUCUUAUGGAGGGCUUGUAGAAUAGAAAUGAUGGAACAAGGCCCAAGUGGCCAUGAUGUUUUGUAAUUUGUGAAGCAAUGGGCUUGCCAUGUUCUUUUUUUGUUU